Messenger RNA from Poeciliopsis prolifica (blackstripe livebearer), 1993 nucleotides. RefSeq names its product myozenin 2b (gene myoz2b). Gene Ontology annotation, molecular function: telethonin binding; actin binding; FATZ binding. The record is from RefSeq and is a predicted model, not a curated record. The transcript has 5 exons. Gene Ontology annotation, cellular component: Z disc; actin cytoskeleton. The coding region runs from base 120 to 740 and encodes 206 amino acids. Lineage: Eukaryota; Metazoa; Chordata; Actinopteri; Cyprinodontiformes; Poeciliidae.
GUUUGGCUUUAGUGUCUGUGAGCGUGAAGAUCAGCAGAGAUCACACCACUGACCCCCUCGUCUCCGUGUCUCCCCUUCAAGGAUACGGGCUGCACAGCAGGGACACAACGACAGGAGUCAUGGACCUGGGAAAGAAGCUCAGCACUCCCAAAGACAUCAUGCUAGAGGAGCUGUCGCUGCUCUCCAACAGAGGUUCUCGGCUUUUCAAAAUGAGACAGAGGAGGUCUGAGAAGUACACAUUUGAAAGCAUUCAAAACGAAGCAAACACUCUCCUGAAUAAUGAUAUUUUGAAUCAGAACACACACUCUGUGGAAAUUAAGGUGGAGCCACCAGCAAAUGGAAGCGCUGCAAAUUCAGCUUCGGAAAAGCUGGACACCAGGCCUGUACAUAAGACUUAUCACUCACCGUGGGAACAGGUGAUCCUUAGCGACCCCAACCUCGCUGAAUCUCUGCAACUCCGAAUGCCAGAGCCAGAGCAGCGGCAGGAGCUCCCUGAAUAUAAAUGCUUCAACCGGGUCGCCACUCCUUAUGGUGGUUUUGAAAAAGCUCCAAGAGGAAUUACAUUCAAGCUCGCUGAGGUGGACCUGAACCCGCCGCAGUACCAGGAGCUGAGCGAUCCCCAGGCCAGGCGGCCCACGUUCAACAGGACGGCCCAGGGGUGGAUGUCUGAGGGCAGUCAUCUCAUCCUACCAACCAUCACCAUGGAGUCCUUCAGUGUGCCGGAGUCUGAUGACCUGUAGAGGAUUCUACUGGAACAUGGGAACACAACGCAGCCUUUAGUGAUCAAGAUCAACCUGCAGAACGGGACAAAGGAGGGGAGCCUAUUAGUCUCACCACUGUAAUUUCUUUGCAGCUUUUAAUAUUAUAGCCAUUGAACUUGACAGAGAAGUUAACUUACCUUUUUUCUGACAGUAGUAUUUAUUUUAAUGACGCAUUACAAAAUUUACAUUCAAUAUCCGUAAGAAGGCUGUAAAUAAACAAUAUUCAAAUGAUAAGAUGAAUAUUUUAUGUACAUAACAUUUGCACAUUUGGAUAUACGCUCUGUACAAUAAAGUCAUCAUCAUCUAUCAUUUAGUGGAAGUUUUCAGGGGGCGGGAAAAGUAUAUAAAAGUAUAUAAUAUGUCUUCAACUAUGACUCCUGGAUACAAUUAAGCACCAAAGCAACAUCAAAAUGUUAGAUUAGAUUAAGAUUAAUCUAAUAAGUGUUCUGAGUAAAAGCAGGACGUAUAUUUCCUAUCGUCUUGUUCAUCCAGGUCCUACACACCGGGUAGAGCAACCUUAAAUACAAGUUCAUUACACUGGAUGUGAUUUACAGGAAACUAAACCAAAGGCCAAAACGCGAGAAAGUAAACAGCAAUAUGAUAAACAGCAGCCAGGUGCUGCUAAUCAAGUGCACUUCAGUGUCAGAUCAACAGCAUGUGUCUAUGAAAGGAGAAGCUUUGGGGGCUGAAAUGUCUGCAGCACUUUUAACACAAUGUGAGCCUGGAGUAAGGAGCAAUCUGGAAAAUAUUCCAAACAGUUUCUAGUGUCCACAGUAACAGACAUCCAAGGUUCCUCUGUCAGAUGAACCAGAACAUAAAAAAAUGGUAAAACUCCAAAGAGCUUCAUCAUUGACUCCACAGGCCUCAUUUGACAUGUUUGGUGCUGAAGUUUUGGACAAACUCAUUAGAAAACCUUUGAACAUAAACUUAGUUCUGACCUUUACAAGAACAGGCGAAAGGCCAUAAAUUAUCACACAGAUUUCUAAUAAAGUAGUUAUUUGGGCAAUUGGAUUGUGCAACAGGCAGUGAUUUUUGUUGUGCAUUUCUGCUAGUUCAGAAAUGUUCUACUAAAUUUUAAGACUUGUUAAUCAGAUGAUUAUUUUGUGUUAAAACGCAGUAAGUUUUCAUCAUUGUCAUACUGUAUAUUGUAUGUACUUGAGCCAUUUUGUUGUCAUGUUCAAAACAUUGUGUCUGAGUAGUUCAAGCAACAAUAAAGGAUUAAAAUAAGUUUA